Centruroides sculpturatus (bark scorpion) is the source of this 2109-nucleotide messenger RNA. Its product is annotated as GTPase-activating Rap/Ran-GAP domain-like protein 3. The record is from RefSeq and is a predicted model, not a curated record. Gene Ontology annotation, molecular function: GTPase activator activity. Gene Ontology annotation, biological process: regulation of small GTPase mediated signal transduction; activation of GTPase activity. Lineage: Eukaryota; Metazoa; Arthropoda; Arachnida; Scorpiones; Buthidae. The transcript is spliced from 18 exons. Gene Ontology annotation, cellular component: cytoplasm. Bases 111 to 2042 code for a protein of 643 amino acids.
UAUUUAUUUAUUAUUUUUAGGUAGAAAGGAAGAGACAUAUUGGAAAUGAUAUAGUAAAUAUCAUAUUCUUAGAUGGGAAUAAUGAGGAUUUUUCAAAUUUCAAGCCUUCCAUGAUCAAGUCGCAAUUUACACAUAUAUUUGCUGUUGUAAGCCAUAGCAGGGAGGAUGAUUCUUAUAGAUUAUCAGUUUAUUCAGAAGAAUCAGUUCCAUUAUUUGGUCCAACUUUACCAUGUCCACCUUUUUUUACAAAUCAUCAAGAAUUUCGAGACUUCUUACUUGUUAAAUUAAUAAAUGGAGAAAAAGCUGCCUUUAACACUCCAACAUUUGCUCAGAAGAGAGAACGUACUUUAGAAAUGUUAAUUAAGGAUUUAUAUGCAGAACAUAUGUCAGAAAAUAGAAGUAACAUGUUGAAUCGUCGUGCUUUUAGCGACGUUCUUCCAGAAGCACCAAAAGGAUCAAGAAGAAAAGAAGAAGCACGUCAAGUCGAAUUUGUAAGAAUAGGACAGGCAUUAAAACUGGAUACCAUAGUAAAAGGAGAUGCACCCACUAGUUUGGCAACUACAAGUAUUUUUAAGAGAGAGCCAUGGGAACCGCAUUGCUUCUAUCCAGAUUUUCCUAAUGAAGUUAUCUGUGGAGAUUCUUGGGACGAUAAUAAAGUCGUUCUAGCCACUGAAAUUGGAGUAUUUCUGAUAGAAGAAGGUAUGAGCCACCGUUUAAUAAUUGAUAGAACUGUUCAAGUAAAACAAUUAAGCGUUGCAGAAGCGCAUGGAAUUCUUCUUGUUCGUGUUGAGAAAGGAAGAGAUAGUCGAAUUCAUGUAUUUCGAUUAUCGGAUUUCGAAGAUGAGAAAUCGGAAUCUUCAACAAAGAGCAAAAACGACUUGAAAGAUCAUAAAUUAGAAAGAACUAAAGGUUGUCAUUUAUAUGCAGUUAGUAGGCCAGGCUGUAGUCAUUUACGAAUGGUUGUAGCUAUAGGAAAAAAACUAUUGUUAAUGCAAUGGCGCCAUUCCGCUGCAUGGACAGCUUGGUGUUCUUCAUCCGAUACAGAUACCGUUGAGGGAUUUCAAUUUAUCAGGGAAUUAUCUGUUGCUGAAGUACCUCAAAUUAUAACAUUGGUGGAUUCGCCGAGUGGGAACACGGAUAAUCAAAUUUGUGUGGGAUAUAGACACCAAUUUUAUUUAAUUAAUGAGAAAAAUAAUAAUUUGCAUCAUCUUUAUACUGUAGAUAGCCCAAGAGUACACUUAGUGAAUGCAAUUGAUAUGUAUGAAGAUGAUGAAGCAGAACUUCUUUUAUCCUAUAAUCAUACGACGCACUUACAGAAGGUAAAUGAAGACGAAGCACCCCAAUUUAGCUUCCAAUGGAAUUCUGUACCAGAAUCUGUAGUCUGUGCCUUUCCAUAUGUACUGGCUUUUACAAUGGACACAAUUGAAAUCAGAUUAGUAAUUAAUGGAAAUUUAGUGCAUAGUAUGACAAUGCCUAAAUUAAAAUUUAUCACAACAAAGAAUGAUAUAUAUUUCACAAGCACGGCACCUGAAUUUUUUGAAGUUAAGCGAGAACGCGUAAAAGUAGAUAGAAUGGAACGUGACCCUAGUUUAUCUCCACCAUCUUCACCUCAUAGUUCUGCUCCAGUCGUCGCGAUGGACACACCUAAACCAUUCCGAAUAUAUCGUAUAUCAUUUGGGUGCCUAACUGGUGGUACCCCUCCUGUCAGACGAGUCCCUACUCCCUCCAUACCGUCUCCACCAUCUAUGCUCAAUGCUCCCAUGUUGGGAGUCAAUUACCUUUCCCCAGACAAUCAAGACGGCAGUAAGGAGUAUCGACUGCGUGCUGAUCAAAGACCUAGUCGAAGUGCCACCUCUUCACCCAUACCACAAAUCCCUAUCGUUUUACAUCACCAGACAUCACCCAAAAGAGGACUAAACAAAGACCAUACUCAUUCUGCGAGUUCCGAUUCUGGUAUUGGGAAAAGUUUAGGUUCGUCACCUCCACCGAGUCCCAACAUCUUUUGUGAUGUUCGUGAAGAAACGACUUUCGACGUGAAAUGACUUUGUUGAAGAACUAUGAGGUUGACAUAUUUUUCAUUCUAAUCUUCGUCGAUUCUCUUAAAAAAAA